Molecule: messenger RNA, 704 nt
Organism: Funneliformis geosporum
Lineage: Eukaryota; Fungi; Glomeromycota; Glomeromycetes; Glomerales; Glomeraceae
Source: the annotation of a GenBank genome assembly
GCAGGAACUUAGAAGUCGAAUCAAAGAGUUGGAGAAGAGUAAGACAGAUACUGAUAUCGAUAAUGCUAGAUGUGAUGUUGAGAUUGCUGAGAUUAAGGCUGAAGUAGUAAAACUAGUCGAAGGCGCAGUGGUAAAGGAUUAUAAUGAAGAGAACAAAGAGCUAAUUUCUCUUGAGGAGGAAACCUCUCCUACCCCUAUUGUUCGAAAAAUACCAUACAAUCAGAAAGUUGAGCAAGGUAUAAUUCAGGAAGAAGGUCAAGAUUUGGCUCAAUUAUUUUCUGAUGCUAAAGUUGCGGAAGGUAGAACGUUAGAAGCUAAACGAAAAGAACUUGUAACCGAAAAAACUGCAAAGUCUCAAGUUUACGCCAUGAUUAAGGCUUCUCUAUCCAAUGUUUCAGAUUCAAAUCUAUAUAAGAAGACUGAAAGAGCUGGAAGUUUUUAUAAGCUAUUUGGGAAGAUUAUCGAUCCUGCAACAAAAAAAGAAGUUAUGGGAAUCGGUAUUAAUAAAGUUUAUGGAAUUUCGUAUGGAGUAAGAGGUAUAUCAGAAUUAAAAAAUUCAUUCUUAUCAGCCGAUUUGGAUGAUUAUAUAAAUAUACUCCUGGGAAGUUUUGACGAUAAGACUGCUAAUUGGGACACAGCAUAUGAGAACUCAGCUAGGGUAGAGAAAGAAGAGGUGAAUGAAGUUAAGGGUCCCCUAGGGUCCA